This is a messenger RNA of Ascochyta rabiei, 2841 nucleotides long. RefSeq lists its product as uncharacterized. Lineage: Eukaryota; Fungi; Ascomycota; Dothideomycetes; Pleosporales; Didymellaceae. The transcript has 3 exons. The coding region runs from base 1 to 2841 and encodes 946 amino acids. Gene Ontology annotation, molecular function: crossover junction DNA endonuclease activity; 5'-flap endonuclease activity. The record is from RefSeq and is a predicted model, not a curated record.
AUGGGUAUUCAUGGCAUUUACAAGGAAAUCGGCCCUGGGCGGCGUGUAGCACUGUCGAAGCUCGCUGUUGAGAAGUUCGAGGAGACUGGCAGACCGUUGCGCAUCGCUAUAGACACAUCGAUCUGGCUUUUCCAGAUACAAGCUAGCAAAGGUGGCACAAAUCCUGCACUGCGAACAUUCUACUACCGCCUGCUACGCCUCAUUGCCCUCUCGAUACACCCCGUCUUCGUCUUCGAUGGACCAAACAAGCCACCCUUCAAGCGCAACAAGCGUACUGGUCCCAAUGUCGCCUCGAUCCCCGAGUUUCUCGCCAAGCAGCUGCUGAAGCAGUUUGGAUACCCCAUCCACCUUGCGCCAGGCGAGGCCGAGGCAGAAUGCGCCCUGUUGCAGCGAGAGGGUAUUGUUGACGCAGUGCUGAGUGAGGAUGUCGAUACGCUCAUGUUUGGGAGUGGCAUCACGAUCCGUAACUGGUCACCAGAGAAGUCAGGCAAGACGCCAACACACGUCAAUGUCUACGACGCUGUGGAAACAAAGAAUGGGCCUUCAGCGCUGGAUCGCGAGGGUAUGAUUUUGGUCGCGCUGAUGAGCGGCGGAGACUAUGUUCCUGAGGGGAUACCUGGGUGUGGACCAAAAACAGCCUGUGAGGCUGCAAAGGCUGGGUUUGGGCGCGAUCUCUGCAGCAUACCACGCAACGACGCAGCUGCACUGUCACGGUGGAGGGAGCGGCUACAACACGAGCUGAAGACGAAUGAAAGUAAGCUUUUUAAACGGAAGCAUGGCACUCUCAAGAUACCAAAUGACUUCCCUCGACUCGAUAUUCUUGGAUAUUACACACACCCUGCUAUCUCGACGCAGACUGGCCUGGACAAAUUACGGAGAUCGAUAAACUGGGAUCAGGAACUCGACUUUCCGGGUCUGCGUGAAUUUACUGGCGACGCAUUCGACUGGGUGAAGCUGGAAGGCGCAAAACAUUUCAUACGCAGUCUUGCACCAUCCCUUCUCGUCCGUGCAUUACGCAUGCGAGCUGCACAGAUCGAGCGUCUCCCUACGAAUAACAUACAAGCUAUACAAGAGGACGAGGCUCUCCUUGUGAAAGGAAUACACGGGAAACGUCAACACGCCGUUACGGACAGUAGCACAGAGCUUCGUAUAAGCUUCACGCCUAUUGAGCUCGUCAAAAUCAAUCUGGACGACGAAGACCCUGAUGACGACUUCGAACUUCCACCAUCCACGCAGCAGAGCGCAGGCAAUGACGACGAUCCUCCUGUGGACCUAGAUGAUGAUGCAGAAGAGGGCCCCAAGAAGCGUGGUCCUACCAAAUUCGAUCCCUUCAAGCCAGCACGAAUCUGGGUCAUGGAAACCUUUGUCAAAGUAGGCGUCCCGCUGAAGGUGGAGGACUGGGAGGCCGAACGACAGGCUAAGGUGAAGCCCAAAAGAGCAGCGAGUCAGGAGCCGAGCAAGACUGUUCCAAGAGUAAAUGCCACUACAAGACGAACGAAGACUGCCCCAGAAGCGCCACAAUCCCGUAUACAGAGCUUCGCGAAGGUGACCAAGCCGGGAUCGAAGCUGUCCCGGGGAUCGUCGAAGCCGCAAGAGGGUGAUGUUGGCCUUCCAUUAACCCAACCGAAGGCUACACUGAUCAACCUGUUGUCCUCGUCUCCUGUGCGGCAGCAGAGUAAUUUGCCGAUAGUAGCUCCGAUUUGUGAAGAAUCUCUCACUCCGGUACUGGAACAUCUACCACCAAGUGUGACGAAGCGAAGGAGAAGAGCGCCCAUACAACGUUCGAAGACUCUGCCCGCCGAUCUGAGCGCCACGCUUGAACGGCCAAAUACACCCUCACUGCUAGACACGGUCGAAACACUAGAUCUGGUAGACUCACCAGCGCCACCUUCUCCAUCGCAACUACCUGCUAAGAAGGCGAGGACGCGGACAAAGGUCUGUCGUGGGACGUCUGUAACUGCAUCGCCAGAAAAGGGGCGGCAGACCACCCUUGAUACAUGGCGAGCUUCCCAAACACCUACUAGGCUACGAGCCACCACAGGCAUUUUCGACGACACGCCUGUUCCCACACCCGCCCAAUUGAGGCGGCCAUCUGAUAUCAUUGAUACUCUUGACUUGACGCUCUCAUCACCAACGAAAGCGCCACAACCUGUGACGACAACCCGAGCCCGGACACCACUGACCUCGAUAUCAUCCAACGCAUCACGAUCCUCGUCCUCAUCGAGAUCAUCAACCACGAACAAGAAGCAAACGACGAGAACAGCGACAACACGGACACGGAGCACCUCGUCGCGGCUCAACAAAACAAAAGCGCCCACACCAGAAAUCGACACCCUCGACCUCACGAUCGCUCUACACAAGGAUGUCCAAGGAGCUGCGAAGCCCAAGCCGAACCACUCGGUACCCCAGCCAAGCCGGACCAAAUCUCUACCGCUCGAGAUCGACAGUCUCGAUCUGACAUCCCCCCAGCUCAACUCGGCAAAGCCGACAUCACCAGAAAUAGAUUCAAUCGACCUGACAGAUCUCUCACCCCCCGCCCUACCACCGCACCAGUCACCGACUCUCGCAACCGCGCCCUCACCGCGCCGCUCACCGCGCCGAAACACCUCGCACUCUCCAGAACCACCACUCCAGCCCUCACCACCCGCGGCCUGGAAAGCAAAAGCAACUAAGAAGCGACAGAUCAUCCUACGAAAGAGUCUGGCAGGGGCAUGGGACUAUGUCGAAGCCGAGAGUCCGGCGAAAGAAGCCAACCCCAAGGUCGCCGUCGGUGCUGUAUUGAAAGGCAAGGAGAGGCGGAGGUGGAGGGAAAGCGAGGUAGAGAUACUAGAUUUAAGCUGA